Messenger RNA from Pundamilia nyererei, 2088 nucleotides. RefSeq names its product syntaxin-11-like. The record is from RefSeq and is a predicted model, not a curated record. Gene Ontology annotation, molecular function: SNARE binding; SNAP receptor activity. Bases 566 to 1465 code for a protein of 299 amino acids. The transcript has 2 exons. Gene Ontology annotation, biological process: synaptic vesicle fusion to presynaptic active zone membrane; intracellular protein transport; exocytosis. Lineage: Eukaryota; Metazoa; Chordata; Actinopteri; Cichliformes; Cichlidae. Gene Ontology annotation, cellular component: presynaptic active zone membrane; plasma membrane; synaptic vesicle.
CUGUGUAAGUCAUUUGGGCGUGGCUGGGAAAAUCUUGACGUGAGCUAAAAUCAGCUCAGGCUUCACUCACUCAUCUCGGAAACUGUCAGGUAGCCUACCGCGGCUUUUAGAUAUUAUGGCAGUGGUUGGCCAAGUGUCGCCAAUGCGUUUUUAAGCGCAACCCCCUUAAAAAAAGGUGACCUCGAAGGUUCCGUGCCAACAGUUUUGCUUAAUUGUACAAUAAGAUAGACGCCAAGUUGCAUUUGGCACUCGAGUGUUACACACCCGCUGCUCACACCUUGGCGUCACUGCAAACCAAACCGACCGGGCUUCAUUCCUCAAGUCACAUCUCAUCGCAGUUGUAUGGCGAGGCGCAGUUGGUCAGCUUGACAAAAAAGAAAUAACACAGUAAAAUUCCAGCUUUAGUUCCAGAUAUAGCAGCGUUACGCGUGUAGGGCCCAUUGUUGUGCUCACGGCCCGGAGCAGUCGACAUCAGAGCAGGAGGAUGCUGCUGAGGCACGGCGGCCACCUGACAGCAACGUACAAACUUUGAUAUCUGUGGACAUAAAAGCGAAACAGACCAACCAUGAGGGACAGACUAACUGACCUCCAGGAGCUGUCUAGCGGCCCCAUGGAGCCAAUGGAGUAUGCGGAGUCCGUUAUCUCUGACUCCUUCAGUAACGUUGACCUGGAGGAUGAGUUGCCUCAUGAAGCAGUGGUGUUUAGCGACAACAGCCCUGCUCUGGGCGAAAUCUUUACCCAGGCACAAGGUAUCCACAAAGACAUCCAGCUCAUCCGCCUGGAGGUUAAGAGGCUUCGUGAGCAGAACUCCCGCAUGUUCCAAGCCACCACCACCAUGAGCACCAUUAAAAAGGACUCUAACACUAUUGGAGCUGAUAUCAAGGCGCGGGCUGAGGAUGUGCUAGCACGUCUACAUAAAAUGGACGACAUGACGCAGAAACUAGAAGAAACGCACGGCACAAAUUCUGCUGUGACGCGUAUCGCCAGAACCCAGUACGCCUGCCUCAGUAAUGGCUUUCGCGAUGCAAUGUUUGACUACAAUGAGGCCGAGAUGAGCCACCGGGAAAGCUGUAAAGCUCAGAUUCAGAGGCAAAUGGAGAUAAUGGGGCACGAGGUGACGGGAGAGGAGGUGGAGGAGAUGAUUGAGAAAGGUCAGUGGAACAUCUUCAACGACAACAUCGUGACUGAAGGCAGAACGGCACGCUCGGCUCUGUCCCAGGUUGAGAAACGGCACCAGGAGCUGCUGGACCUGGAGAGCCGCAUCAAGAGCAUCCAUGAGAUAUUCCUGGACAUCGCCGUGCUGGUAGAGGAGCAGGGCCCCAUGAUGGACUCCAUCCAGAACAACGUUCAGAAAACCGAUGCUGUCAUGCAGGAUGUCCUCUUUAAACUUGGCAAGGCAAAACGCCACGACAGCAACAACCCGUUUAGAAAGAUGUUUUGCAGCUGUUUUCCGUGCGUCGACUAAUCGCUACAACAGGAUGACCCGGCAAAGACGAUGCCAGCUAGCUCUUAGGAUAUUCAAAAUGUUCGACGUGUCACGAAAAUGUUAUUUUCACAAUAAUUUAUCAUCACGGUCUUUGUAGUUACUGCCUAAUAUUUUCUCGGAGAGUAAAAUAAAGGUUUGAGGAAAAGGGUUCAAACUGCUUGGUUUAAAUGCAAAAAUUCUUGGGUUAAACUUCAUAAAACUAUUUAUGUAAUUCCUUGAUUUUUAAUGUCUGUAGUAAGGGUUUGAGACAUAACCUGCGUCAAAUAACAAUGACCUAGGCACGAUGCAUACUUGAAAACAAACGGUACGUGAAGGUAUUUUUCAGCUUGCUCAGGUUACACAUUUACUAAUAAGUAGCUUUCAGAUAUUUUCAUACAAUUUCUGAAAGUUCCAUUAAAAUAACCUUGAAGAAAUGUUUGGUUUGUCACUACACAUCUUAGCACCAAUACCAUGGAUGUUGUGGUUGAAGUAAAACAACAUCGCUAACGAAGCAGUUUAACAGGGAACUUCUGCAGGGAUUGUACUUGUGAUGCACCAUGCACACUACCUUAUUUUGACUUCUGUAUAUUAAAAUGUUUUUGUCUGUCUUAUGUGAUUUCUCU